Pyricularia grisea is the source of this 393-nucleotide messenger RNA. RefSeq lists its product as uncharacterized. NCBI's taxonomy places the organism in Eukaryota, Fungi, Ascomycota, Sordariomycetes, Magnaporthales, Pyriculariaceae. Bases 1 to 393 code for a protein of 130 amino acids. The transcript has a single exon. The record is from RefSeq and is a predicted model, not a curated record.
AUGGCUGUCCAAGAGAAAAAAGUAUUCACCACUUUUUCGGCAGAUCCCUGUCGCUGUUUCCCCAAAAACCGCUGGUCCGACUGGUGCGAGGCUCAGAACGGGGCCACUAGCAGGCCGGCAAAUUGGGCGCUCGGGCCACCGAACUCAGCAAAAAUUCGAUCACCCUCCGAGCCCCUGCAAUGGGAUUGUGUCAAUUUUCGGUGUUGGGGAAGGGACCUGCAGGGAUGUGUUCUAGGGUACUUCCACGGCCGGGAGUUACUGUUUGAGGUCUUGACGCACACGUCACCAGGGCCAGGGCGACUAUUCAAUACUACGAAGUACUACAAAGAACGGACAUUCACAUUCUGUGUGGGGAAGCUACCCGUGCUAUCGAACAGCACACACGACCUCUAG